Hipposideros armiger (great roundleaf bat) is the source of this 14499-nucleotide messenger RNA. It is a transcript of the gene HECTD4, whose product is annotated as HECT domain E3 ubiquitin protein ligase 4. The record is from RefSeq and is a predicted model, not a curated record. Gene Ontology annotation, molecular function: ubiquitin-protein transferase activity. The transcript is spliced from 74 exons. Bases 3 to 12437 code for a protein of 4144 amino acids. Gene Ontology annotation, biological process: glucose homeostasis. NCBI's taxonomy places the organism in Eukaryota, Metazoa, Chordata, Mammalia, Chiroptera, Hipposideridae.
GUAUGAAUAUGAACUGGAUUUUAACAUUUGAGACCAAGAACCCCACGGAAUUAGCGGAACGAUUGCGCUCUGUGUGUGGGAAUCAGAGCAACGCCUACGCCCGCCUGCUGGAAUACCGCCUGAACGCCUUGCGGGGACUGUGGAAUGCCCAGCGCCAGCUGGCCUUGGAAGAGCAGCACGAGAGGGAAAGUUCAGGGGAUGAAGAAACGCUGGCCCUGCUCAAACGCCAAGGCUUGCUGCAGCAGCCCGAGCAAGCUCCCUUCACGUCCCGGAUGGGGCUGCUGCUGGUCUUCCCCCUUAUUCAGUCCCAGAGUCGAACAGACCCCUCUCUCUGUAACAUAACUGCUGAGGUGCUAUUGAACUGCCUUCGUGACUGCCAGCCCUUGAGCUUGACCAAGGAGCCUGCUGACUGUCUCAAUGGAAUUGAAACUCUACUGUGCUCUUGGCUAGAGGAUACUUCCGACACAGGCCGGCACAUCCCACAGAAGCAAAAAGAAAAUGCUGCUGCUGCCCUGGUGGCUUUGGCAUGUGCCAGGGGAUCAUUGAAAACUUUUGUCCAUACAGUCCAUCUGUUGCAGAAACAGACUGAUCUUGGGUCCCUGCCUGUAGCUGAUGUACUAUAUAGGCUGUUGCUUUUGGAAGGGGGGCCUGGAUCCCCCUCCUGUUUGCUUGGUGGCAAACACAUAGUAUCAUGGGGCUACGAAGACAUGUUGCCUGCACCAGAUAGCAACACUGGCUCCAGUCCUGAAAAUAAAGAUGCUGACUUGGGACGCUGUCUCACGGCAGACGGUCUUUACCUGUAUACUACUAACUCAGUUGGAAGAGGAGUAAGCAAAUUGGGAUCUGGAUUACAUGGUACUCUAAGGGGUUUUGUGUACUGCCGGAACGAGGAGCUGGAACCAGGAUGGGCUGCUUUCGGCAGCGGCAGUCUUCUCCACCGGCCUGUAUCUUUUGAUAAUAAACCUCACUCCCUUUUCCAGGUCAUUGACCAGAAUACCCUUCAGGUGUGCCAGACGGUGCCAAUGCCAGCCAAUCACCUCCCUGUUGGCAGCACUGUGACCACUGUUCACCUUUCUUCAGAUGGUACUUACUUCUAUUGGAUCUGGUCCCCUGCCAGCCUGAAUGAGAAAACACCUAAGGGACAUUCUGUCUUCAUGGACAUUUUUGAACUUGUGGUUGAAAAUGGUGUGUACGUCGCCCAUCCACUUCAGGAACGCACAAUUCUAAUGAGAAAAGAGGGUGAGUCUGCGAAAAGCAUUAACGAGAUGCUUCUGAGCAGGCUUUCCCGCUACCGAGCAUCCCCAUCUGCAACACUGGCUUUGAAAAGUUACUGCCCAUCACUUUCAGGCUCCUUAAACAACUCAGUGUUCGUUUCCACAGUCCUGGCCUCCAGCCUGGUCUAUAACAUUUCGGAUGGCCAGUUCACGAGCCGUGCCGACCUCAUCGACGCUGCUGGGAGCUCGCUGGGGCGUGGUGCUCUUGUCCCAGGAUUGGGUGCCUGUUACGAUACAGUGAACAACAUGCUGUGGACCUGCUCGAANUCAUCAGCCUCUGAUAACAACAACAAGAAACUUAUCAAAGAGGCUAUAACCACGAAUGAGGUUAUAAACCAGUUACUGCACCACGUUGGUGCGAUGUGCAUACACCAACUCAAUCUUCUUGCUACCAACCCAAACCUUCCCAUCACAAGUGUCUUGGGCAAGCAGCACCCAAUCGAAGCACACCAUCUUAGCAGUAUCUGUGACAUUAUGGAGAAGGCCAUGGUUAACGGGGACACCUGUAUUAUCCGCUGCAUUCUCGUUGUCUUUCAGGUGGUGUUUAAAUUUUUCUUCAGCCCACAAACCGAAAGGAAUCGAGACAUCAUUCGACGAUCGGGAUUGCUUCUUUGGCAGUUGUUGAUGGCACCAAAAGAUCACAUUUGCCCUGAAAUUCAGAAGGAAGUCUGCCUUGCCAUCAGCUCUGGUUUAAAUAUCUUGUACCCAGGUGAAACUGAAAUCAAUAACUUACUUAAGCUGGUCUUAACAGAAGGAGAGAGAAACAGUGGCCUCGCCCAACUGCGGGACGUGAUUCUCACCAACUUAGCUGAGCAGCUUCAGAACAACCGGUUUGGCAGCGAGGAUGAUGACCACUACAGACUAAAUGAUGAACUUUUACACUACAUUCUGAAGAUCGUUGUACGAGAAUCCUGUAUCUUAAUCACCAAGUGCCAAACUGUCUCUAAAGAUGAUUUUCAAAAACUCCUUUCAACUGUGCCUGCUGCAUCCUCCUGCCUGCGCUAUCUGAUGGCAGUUCAGAACCACCUUCUCAGUAACACUAUUUUGAUUAAACCUGAUGAGAAUGAUGACAGUGACAACUCCUUGCAGGGAGAGACAUUGAAGGUACAGGAACUAAAGGUCAGUAUUUUGGCUCUUGCCACCCAGAUCCUGACUGGAUGCGAUGAAGUGCUGGAAAUGCUACAGCAGGUCACAACUGCCCUCAUAAAUAGUGACAUAGCUGACCGUGAGCAGAGGUUAAAAGGCUUGGAACAAGUUACUAAGGCUACUAUGCUUGGUCACCUUCUUCCAGUGUUACUGACCUCCCUGAUGCAUCCAAAUUUGCAGACUCUGACCAUGGCCGAUGCCCUGAUGCCUCAGCUAGUACAGCUGGUUCUCUAUACCAGUCAGACGGCUUUGCUGCUUAAAACCCAGUGUCCCGUUUUUGCCGAGUUGGGCUGUUCCCCAUGUGGUGCCUCAGACCAGAAGGGCAGGCUGGUCCCCGAUGACAGAAUGCUGGAAGAGAAGGAAGAGCCAGGCUUUCUCACUGGUUUGAAGAUCCCUGCUCCCUGGGCUGCUGGGAAGACUGUGGAAACGGUCCACCCUGUCAGAGACAACUACAAAUUUAAAGAAACUGUCCAUAUUCCGGGGGCUCGCUGCCUGUAUCUUAGAUUUGAUAGCAGGUGCUCUUCACAAUAUGACUAUGACAAAUUGGUGAUAUAUGCGGGCCCUAACACAAACAGUAGGAAGGUUGCUGAGUAUGGCGGCAAUACACUGGGAUAUGGCAGCCGUAGUGUCUUAGGAACUGGCUGGCCGAAAGACUUGGUGAAGGUGGAAGGAGAUACAGUCACCUUCUCCUUUGAAAUGAGAAGUGGCCGUGAACACAACACUCCUGAUAAAGCUAUGUGGGGCUUUGCUUGCACAGUUCGCGCUCAGGAGUCUUCGGAGGAUGUGUCCGGAGGCCUGCCCUUUCUGGUCGACCUGGCGCUAGGCCUGUCUGUGUUGGCUUGUUCCAUGUUAAGAAUCCUGUAUAACGGACCAGAAAUCACCAAAGAAGAAGAAGCGUGUCAGGAGCUCUUGCGGUCCAAACUUUUACAAAGGUGCCAGUGGCAGGUGGAGGCCAAUGGCGUCAUCUCCCCUGCCCUUACUCCAAGCCCGUCUCCACUGCCUCUGACCAUCGAGGAAGACAGAGAAUUCACCUACCCCUCUGACGUCCUCGUGCCUCCAAUCGGAAGCUACUUUGACCUGCCCCGGAUCAGGCUGCCUCCAGGAAUCAUGAUAAAGCUCCGGGAAAUUUCUGGGCGCGCUAGACCUCAGUUUAGACCAAGUAUAAAAGAAGUAAUUCAGCCUGACGUGAUGGAGGAAAUGGUGGUAUCAUGUGUUAUUAAGCACUUGAAUUUGGUUGAUGCACUGCAGUCCCUUAUAAAUUUCCAGUAUCAAGAAGAACAUGCUGAGGAAUAUGAUUUAUUGUGUAAAAUCAUGGGAGAGACCUUUAAGAAACUCAAUGCCAUGGAGAGACAGCUGCAGAGUGUUGCAGAAUUGGAACAAAAAUGGCAAAGUGAGGUUGAUGAGGCCGUGCAGGGGAAACUGGAAAAUAACAUGCCUUUCUUCUAUGAUUACCAUUUUAAUGAGAGCAAAAUGAAAGAACUAGAACUUUUGUGUUCAAUGAAGGAAGUCUCCUUUGAUGGAAAUGAUCUUGAAAACAUGGUCCUAUCACUGAGGGAGAAGUUCCUACAAGAAGUGAAUUCUCUUAUUCAGAAACCCUCACACCCACUGGCUAAAACGAAGACGUUAGUGAAGAGUUUAAUGAACCGAGCUGAGCUCUUGCUGCACGUCACUAUUGCGGCCCAGUCCGGCCUCACCAGAAGCAUCUCGGGGACCCCUGCGGAAACACCGGCUUGUAAAUCAGCUUCUGAAACAAAGGUGAUAUCUCCUGCUGUGCGGCAGCCGGUUUUUCUUCGCAGCAUGUCUGCUCCUUCUGACCUGGAAAUGAUCGGUAAUGAAGAUUUGGAAUUUACUAGAGCAAAUCAGAGGCGGCGCCACGUGACCAGCCACCGCAGCAGUUCCUUCACGCUCCUGCAGUCACUGGCCAUCGAGGACAGCAGGGACAAGCCCACCUACAGCGUCCUGCUGGGGCAGCUGUUCGCUUUCAUCGGCACCAACCCUGACCAAGCUGUGUCCAGCAGCAGCUUCCUGUUGGCUGCGCAGACGAGGUGGCGGCGGGGAACCACGCGCAAGCAGGCCCUGAUGCACAUGCGGGAGCUACUGACGGCUGCCGUGCGUGUCGGGGGCGUGACGCACCUCGUGGGGCCGGUGACCAUGGUCCUUCAGGGGGGGCCCAGGAUUGAAGAACUGACCUGUGGCGGGAUGGUCGAGCAGGUUCAGGAAGCCUUCGGCGAGACCAUGACUUCUGUUGUGUCUUUGUGUGCACGGUACCCUAUUGCAUGUGCAAAUAGCAUCGGGCUCCUGUGUACCAUACCUUAUACCAGGAGUGAAGAGAAGUGCCUGGUACGCAGUGGUCUUGUUCAGCUCAUGGACCGACUGUGUAGCCUGAGCAGUCAGACCGAGUCCAGCUCCAGCGAGAAGCAGACCAAGAAGCAGAAGGUGGCGACCAUGGCCUGGGCAGCCUUCCAGGUGCUUGCCAACCGCUGUGUGGAGUGGGAAAAAGAAGAAGGCGGCUCCACAGAGGCAGUGCACUCAGGCCUGGCCCGUCAGGUGUCCAGCCUCCUCACUAACCACCUUGCCCGAGCGACUGAGUGCUGUGGCAACCAGGCUGCUGGCAACGACGCUCUCCAGGAUGUCCUCAGUCUCCUCAAUGACCUCUCGAGGAGCCACAUAGGUAAAGCCAUCCUGAGCCAGCCGGCCUGUGUGUCCAAACUGCUGUCCCUGCUGCUCGACCAGCGCCCAUCUCCAAAGCUGGUCCUUAUCAUCCUCCAGCUGUGCCGGGCGGCGCUCCCGCUCAUGAGCGUGGAGGACUGUGGGAACGUGGAGCUCCCUCCGUGGAGCUACUCUGUCCCCUCCCUCAACAGCGAGCAGGAGGACCCCAGCGACCCGGCAUCGAAGAUCGCCUCGCUGCUCUUAGCAAAGCUGGCAGAUUACGUGGUCCCAGGAUGUCAGACAGUUCUUUCUCCAACCGCUUCCGAACCUGAUACCACAUUGACGAAAACCAGUCCCAAGAAUUCCUUAAAAGGAGAUAAAGAUCCCGGAGAAGAGAGUGAAGCAGUGGAUGGCAAGCUCUCUAUCUUCAUCCACAAGCGGGAAGACCAAUCGUCCCAUGAAGUUCUCCAACCAUUACUAAGUAGCUCAGAAGGACGGCCCUUCCGACUUGGUACUGGUGCCAACAUGGAGAAAGUCGUGAAAAUGGAUCGAGACAUGACCAAGGGUGGCUGCUGUGAAGUAAUCACCGAAGAGGCCGCAGCUGCUCUCCGAAAAGCAACCAAGUGGGCACAGUCAGGCCUCAUCGUCAGCAUCGGGCCCCCUGUAGAAUCAGUCAACCCAGAGACUGUGAGCGGACUGUCCACCGGAGACAAAAAGAAAACUGCCCAAACCUCCAUUUGCCGAGAGAGGAACUCGGAACUUGCAAGGACCGACCCGGUCAGACCCUUCAUCAGUGGGCACGUGGCCAACAGCAUGGCCGCGGAAGUGAUCGCCUUGCUUCAUAGCUUGCUAAUGGCGCCCGAGUCAAAUGCCGCUCAAAUAUGGACCACAACGGCAGAAAAGGUUCUGUCUCGUGCACUGAUGUACAUUCCACAAUUGGGGAAAUAUGCAGAAAGCAUUCUGGAAAAUGGGAGCAGUAGUGGCAGAAAACUCGCCAAACUUCAGAGAAUCGCCCGCCAGGCCGUCGCCGCACUGUGUGCACUUGGAGGCUUCAAAGAGACGAUCAAGAUAGGGUCCGAGGUGCAGGUUUUAGGUAGAGGAAUAUCAGGAAGCAUCGGAGUCGUGGCUUCUAUCAACGAGCAGGAAGGUAUAGCUACCGUCAGAUUCCCACCCAUAGACUGUAGAAAGACUUCUCAAGCAUCAGACACGCUGACUAUUCCAUUGUCUAGACUCUGUGUGCCAAGAUCAGAGGCGUUGCCCCUCCAUAAAUUGUCCAUUACCGAGAAGGUAGUCCAGGCGGUCCAGUCCAUGCUGCUUCCUCAGGAGGGCAGUCUCUCCAUUCACACCUCACUUCCUGCAACAGGAGAUGGCUCAGCUCCUGUGAUGGCAGUCGUUCGGCUCCUGGCUGAAAUAAGGACAAGAGCGUGCCUGGUCAUGGCCCAGCUUUUAGAAGACAGCUUGUUUUGUGAAGAAUUCAUACAACAGUGUCCAGCCGCUGUUGAAGUUCUUAACCUAGUAGCCCAGGAAUGCAGUGCUGGAGAGCGACUGGCAGUUGUGGAGGUGCAGUGUGAACGGCUGAGGAUGCUCUACCGGGACUGUGCUCGGCCCCCGCCGCCACCACUGCAGGCCGACCGGAGACAGCCCAAGGAGAUAACUUGGAGCCCCUCGAGAGUGUUCCCACCUGUCCGAGCCUGCAUGUUCUCGUCACACCUGACUUCCGUCACCUUCCUGGCUGACCCCAGCGCUGGGGGCGGUCUGCCCCGGGGCACAUUUAUCUAUGCCACCUCCCCACUGCCAGUUCAGGCCCCAUCUUUUUACUGGGAAAUUGAGAUUGUUUCCUAUGGAGACACUGAUGACGACACUGGACCAAUCGUUUCCUUUGGCUUUGCUACAGAAGCAGAGAAGCGAGAUGGGGCUUGGACUAACCCAGUGGGCACUUGUCUUUUCCAUAACAAUGGCCGUGCCGUGCACUACAAUGGCUCCAGUUUAUUACAGUGGAAGAGUGUUCGCUUGGACGUGACCCUCUCUCCUGGUGAGUGCAAUCACCUUUUAGUUUUUGAAAAAAAUUUUGGACUGGACCUCAAGCAACAUGCUACCCUCUGCUUAGAGAAUGUGUCUGAGGACCACUAUGCCCUGCUGGUGAAAGCGUGGGAAACCAAGGUUUUCCCUACUAUCCGAAGACGCUUCCGCAAUGAGGCAGAGCGGAAAUCGGGCCUGGACCAGAUAAAGGGCGCCUUACAGCUAGGCAUGGUGGAUAUUGCCCGACAGACGGUUGAAUUCCUGUACGAGGAGAACGGUGGCAUCCCAAGAGAUCUUUACCUUCCCACCAUCGAAGACAUUAAAGACGAAGCCAACAAGUUCACAAUUGAUAAAGUUCGAAAAGGUCUCACGGUUGUAACCCGCUCUCCAGACAGCAAUAAUGUAACCAGCAGUACAGUUGGAACUGCUCUGCCAAAAUUUGCCAUCCGAGGGAUGCUGAAAACCUUUGGGCUUCAUGGAGUCGUCUUAGAUGUUGAUUCAGUAAAUGAAUUGGUGCAGGUAGAAACAUACCUCCGAAGUGAAGGGGUGCUGGUUCGAUACUGGUAUCCUAUUGACAUGUUGGAGAGGCCCCCAGCCGGCUACCGAAGGACGGCCACCAAUGGGCUGGUCACACUGGACAACACCAACCUGCAAAUUCACAGAGAGCUGCUACGCUGUGAAGCCGCACUGGCCAGGCUGUACUGCCGCCUGGCGCUGCUCAGCAUCUUCGCCCCCAAGCUGCCCCACCUGUUCACCCGCCUCUUCCGCAUCCCUGCCAUCCGCGACAUCACCCUGGAGCACCUACAGCUGCUGUCCAAUCAGCUCCUCGCGCCUCCCCUCCCAGACGGCACCAUCAGCUCCAGCUCCAUCCUCCUGGCACAGUCGCUGCAGCAUUGCGUCCGCUCCCAGAACUGCUCGGCCACAGACCUCUUCUACCAGGGCAGCUCCCAGACAGUGAGAGAGUGGCUCAACGUGGCCAUCACGCGGACCCUCCACCAGGGCGAGGACAGCCUUUUGGAGCUGACAAAGCAGAUCUGCUCUUUCCUGCAGACAGCACCCGAGCAGUUCCCCUCCGAAGAGUUUCCAGUGUCCGAGUCCAAAGUCAACAUGGAUGUUAAUUUCCCUGGGGCGGCUUUCGUUGUUGUAUCUUGCAAAGAGAGUCAGUCUGGAUUCCGCAAGGACUCCUCUCUGUACAAGGCGCCGUGGGCGCGAGUGCUCGUGUACGGGCUCGGCCACAAAGUGAAGCGGAGUGGCCAGCUCAACCUCAUCGAGGCCGUCUGCUACCCGCGGGACGCGUCCCCGGCCAACACCGGGCUCACGCCGCCUCCCACCACCAACCAGUACCCUUCCGUGAUCCUCUCCACAGACAAGGUCCACAUCAAACUGGGGGUGUCGCCACCUCCCGGAGCGGUGCUGGUGUUACAUUCUCUGCCCCUGGAGUUCCCACUGGCCAUGGCCUUCGCCGAGCAGCUGCUGUCCUGGAAGUCAGAGGAUGGCGAAGGGAGAUCUGAAGAUGAGCCUGACACCAUCCCGACAUCUGUCCUCCUGCAAGUGGUGGAGCUGCUGGGGAACUUCCUGUGGACCACGGACAUGGCGGCCUGCGUGAAGGAGCUCGUGUUCCACCUCCUAGCAGAGCUGCUGCGCACGGUGCACGCCCUGGAGCAGAGGAAGCACCCCGCCGGCCUGUCCUCUUCCAUCGCCCUGCAGCUGAACCCCUGCCUGGCCAUGCUGAUGGCCUUGCAGUCAGAGCUCCACAAGCUGUACGAUGAGGAGACCCAGAGCUGGGUCUCCAGCAGCACGUGCGGGGGCUCGGGCACAGCGGCGGCCCCUGACCAGGGCAGGUUCUCUACAUAUUUUCACGCACUCAUGGAAGGCUGCCUGGCAGUGGCCGAAGUGACCCUGCCUACCAACAUGAGUGUCACGGCCAGUGGGGUGACCUCAUCGACCGCCCCGAAUCUCAGUGACUCGUCCUCCUCCUCGUCGUCCUCCCCAGGCCAGACACCGCAGAGCCCCAGCCUCCUGUCCAAGAGGAAGAAAGUCAAGAUGAAGCGGGAAAAGGCCUCCUCCUCUGGGAAGCGCCAGUCCUCCCGCUCCGCAGACUCAGACCCCGCCGUGCUCAGCAUCGGGGGCAGCAAGCCUGAGGACAUGCUGUGGUUCCAUCGGGCCCUUACCUUGCUCAUCAUCCUCCGGCACCUCACCAGGAAGGACCCGCAGGGGCUGGGCGUGACGAGCGACGCCAUCGCCGACGCCUGCCAGGCCCUGGUUGGCCCCACGGCCCACAGCCGUUUGCUGGUGAUCUCCGGAAUCCCCACCCACCUGGACGAGGGCAUUGUCAGAGGUGCCAUCCGCAAGGCCUGCAACGCCCACGGCGGGGUCUUUAAAGACGAGAUCUACAUCCCCCUGCAGGACGAGGACCCCAAGAAGCCCAAAGACAAGGCCGAGGGCAGCGAUGGAAAAACCGAGCCGGAGAAGACCCUGGGCUUUCCCAGCACAGACAGCGUGGAGGUCAGCACGUCCAGCAGCCUGACCCCCGCCGUGAGCAUCAGUGCGUCCGCCUCCACCAGUCAGGCCUCCAUCUGCAGCUCCCAGGGCCUCUCGCAGACGGCCAGCGACCUCUCUGUAGACCCGCUGCCCUCAGGCCUCGAGCUGCCCAUCCCUCCUGGCUUGUUAGAGCCCCACGUGGUGUCCAGCCAGGAGAGCCUGGACAUCUCUCUGUGCAGCACCGGCAGCCUAGGGAGCCUGGGGAGCCUGGGGGAGCCGCUGGACAAUGCAGAGACGGCCUCAGUGUCAGACGUGGGCUCCAUGUACACAGUCACGUCCCUGGACAACCAGCCGCUCGCAGCGCGCCCCAUCAAGGGCUUUGCAGUCGUGGAGAUCAGAUCCCGAGCCAAAAUCGAGAAAAUUCGAGCCAGUUUAUUUAACAAUAAUGACUUGAUUGGUUUGUCAAGUUUGGAUGGUGAAGAUGAAUUGAUGGAGAUGUCAACGGAAGAGAUUCUCACUGUAUCCGUAGUAAAUCAGAGUUUGUUUGACACUCAGGGGAGCCCAGGAUUAGAAGAUUAUUUCAAUGAUAAGUCAAUUAAAGGUGAGAAGCUGGUGCCUGGGGCCAGAGAGGUGCUGACGGAGAUAUUUAAGAGCUGCGCCCACUCAGAGCAGAUGCUGAGCCUGACACCAGCAAAGCCCAUCAAAGUGUCUGACAUUUAUCUUAGCAAAGAGCAGAUCAACUCCCAGACGCCAGGCAACCUCCUUCACCUCUUCUUCACCAACGUCCGGCCUCCAAAGAAGGUGCUGGAGGACCAGCUCACCCAGAUCCUGAGGAAGUACGGCGUGCCAAAGCCCAAGUUUGACAAGAGCAAGUACAGCAAGGCAGGGAAGGAGCAGCACCCCGUGAAGGUGGUCAGCACCAAGCGGCCCAUCACCAAGCCGCCCGCCAAGGACAAGGCCGUGCUCACCACAGCCAGGACUGCCUUAAGUGAGAAGAAGCCAACUGUGAAGCCCAAGUCCCCGGAAAAGAGCAAGCCAGACGAAAAGGACCCAGAAAAGUCACCCACCAAAAAACAAGAAGUCCCUGAGGAAAAGUAUCUGACCUUGGAAGGCUUUCACAAGUUUGUUGUUGACCGAGCCAAGCAAGACAUCCGUAGUGUCUGGAGGGCGAUUUUAUCCUGUGGCUACGAUCUCCACUUUGAGAGGUGUGCCUGCAUUGAUGUCCGACAUGCGCACAAGGCCUCAAGGAAGUGGACCCUGGAGAUGGACGUGGCGCUCGUGCAGUACAUCAACCGGCUGUGCCGCCACCUGGCCAUCACACCCGCGCGGCUUCAUCCCCACGAAGUGUACCUGGACCCCGCGGACGCCAGCGACCCCAGAGUGGCCUGUCUCUUGAACGUGCCCAGCGAGAGCUUGCGUCUGCGCUUCGCGCUGCUCCAGUCCCUGAACACCACGCUGGAGACCUUCUUCCUGCCCCUGGUGGAGCUGCGCCAGACACCCAUGUACACCCACAGCAUCGCCGCCCUGCUGAAGGAGGCCAAAGGGCUGAUCUUCUACGACACGAAGGUGACCGUAAUGAACCGGGUGCUGAACGCCACUGUGCAGAGGACAGCUGACCACGCGGCGCCUGAGAUCACUUUGGACCCCCUGGAAAUCGUGGGAGGGGAGAUCAGAGCUUCUGAAAACUCCUACUUCUGCCAGGCUGCCAGGCAGCUGGCCUCGGUGCCGUCAUCGCAGCUUUGCGUCAAACUGGCUAGUGGCGGCGACCCCACCUAUGCCUUCAACAUCCGCUUCACUGGGGAGGAGGUCCACGGCACCAGCGGCUCCUUCCGCCACUUCCUGUGGCAGGUGUGUAAAGAGCUGCAGAGUUCCUCCCUGUGCCUCCUCCUGCUGUGCCCCAGCUCCGCUGUCAACAAGAACAAGGGCAAGUACAUCCUGACGCCCAGCCCCAUCACCUGCGGGGAGGAGCAGCUGCUGCACUUCCUGGGCCAGCUGCUGGGCAUCGCGAUUCGAGCUGACGUCCCUCUUCCCUUGGACCUCCUGCCCUCCUUCUGGAAGACGCUGGUGGGUGAGCCCCUGGACCCCGACCAAGACCUGCAGGAAGCAGACAUACUCACAUACAAUUACGUCAAGAAAUUUGAGAGUAUCAAUGACGAGACCGAGCUGGAGGCCCUGUGUGCCGAGAUCACCUCCCAGCACCUGGCCACGGAGAGCCCCGACAGUCCCAACAAGCCCUGCUGUCGGUUCACCUACCUGACCAUGACAGGCGAGGAGGUGGAGCUGUGCAGCCGCGGCCGGCACGUCCCUGUGGCGUGGGAGAACAAGGACACCUACGCGGCCGCCAUCCGGAGCCUGCGGCUGCAGGAGCUGCAGAAUGACGAGUGCAUGACAGCCGUGCGGGCAGGCCUGGGCUCCAUCAUCCCCCUGCAGCUGCUCACCACACUCAGCCCCCUGGAGAUGGAGCUGCGGACCUGCGGCCUCCCCUACAUCAACCUCGAGUUCCUGAAGGCCCACACCAUGUACCAGGUGGGGCUGAUGGAGACAGACCAGCACAUCGAGUUCUUUUGGGGGGCGCUGGAGAUGUUUGCCCAGGAGGAGCUGUGCAAGUUCAUCAAGUUUGCCUGCAACCAGGAACGCAUCCCGUUCACCUGCCCCUGCAAAGACGGGGGCCCCGACACAGCCCAUGUGCCCCCGUAUCCCAUGAAGAUUGCCCCCCCAGAUGGCACAGCAGGUUCCCCAGACUCGCGCUACAUCCGUGUGGAGACGUGCAUGUUUAUGAUCAAGCUGCCCCAGUACUCCUCCCUGGAAAUCAUGCUGGAAAAGCUUCGUUGUGCCAUUCAUUACCGUGAAGACCCCCUAAGUGGCUGAGGGGAGGGAGCCCAGAGUUAGGCUGUCACUGAGGCACCACUCUGCCAGCUCGGGGAGCCUGCCGCUGCAGGCACGGCCCGCCGGGGCCCUGCGUGAGGAGUUGGCGACGUUUUGCUUUUCUGAACCUUUGUCCACAUUCCAGGGCCUCCUGGAAGACUUAACCUUUUGUAUUUGUACGUUUCGUGAUGGGUUGGUUCUUUUGCUACCUGUUUAUGGUAUGGUUGUAGGAUAGUUUAGUUCCCAGUUUGUGUCUCAUCUGAUCUUCCUGGACAUUGUCCUUUGUGGCCACCGGAUUCUAUGCCCUAAGGUCCGCUGGUUCCGCAUCAUGGAACCACCCAGCAGGAAGCUGGUGGUGAGAUGCCGUCGGCCACACGCAGCAUCCUGUUCUUCUGCAGAGCGGCUCACAAACAAGCCUGUGGCCAGCCCGCCCCUCGCCUCCAGCUGGAGCUUCUCCUGGACAUGGCCCCUGCAGGCCGUCUUCCAUCUUGAAAUGAAAUGGUCAGGCCAGUUACCCAGACGUGGGAGGUUUGUGUGUUUAUCUUUCAGCUUUAGAACCUUGUUCGUGGUUUGGGUUUUUCUGAGGGAAAGCCCGCCAUGGUUCUCCGUCCCUUCCCCCCAGACAACCUUCUCUGCUCUCCGUCUCUCUGGGGCCUGGUCGGCGGACAGUUUCCGGGUGCUCCUGGGGAGCAGGAGCCCACAGGGUUCACUCCCCACCUUGGCUCCUAGAGCCAGGCCAGGUGCGUCCCCACUUUAGACGUUGAGAAGACACUCGGAACCGGAGGGACAGUGCUUGAGUGAGGGUCUUUUCCGAGUCUGAACAGGAAAGCACAUGAUUCUUUUGUGCUCAGCGACGGCCCUUCCUCACUGCAGUGUUCGUGAUGUGAGGAAACGAGGAAAGGGCCACACGCUCAUUUUAAAAAGAGCUGACUGUCUGAGGUGCUCUGCUCAAUUCGGGGUCUACUUCAGUGACUAAGACCUCCAUGUCCAGAUGGAAACACAAGGGGGGUCCAUCCUCCUGCCCCUCUGGCUGGCCCCCCCCCGGCACCCCCGCUGCCCCGUGUAAGUGUGUGCCAGGCCUGGGCUGCUCCAGGCUCACCCACUGCCCCAGUGCAUUUGUGCCCCAAAUCGGUCUCUGUCCAGUGGUACUUUGUUCAAGAGCAGCAUAUGCCAUCCUUUUGGACACUGUCAUUUCGGGCCUUGCCAGUCCUCACAGAAUCACACCGCUGUAUUUAUUGUAUAAUAUUGUGAAUACUGGAAGCUCUGAGUGAGUGCUGUUAGGCGGCUUUGGAGUGUGAAUGCUGGGGAGAGGAGGACAGGCUCCCCCUUGCUUUGUGGCCGUGGCCUGUUGGAAAGACCGUGGAUCUUAGCGUUAGAGCCGUUAGCGCCCAUCUCCUUCCUAUUAUUCUUAGGAAUUGCAUCAAGGACCAUUGUAGAAAAGAUUCCCCAACCGAAGGAAAAGAUAAGCCGGGGUCGAUCGUCCCAGUGCAUCACUUACAUGUGAGGCCGGAUCCGUGUCUGGAGGUGAGUGCCUGCAGCUACCCUGCUUGGAAGGAGUGUGGUUGGCCACUGCCUCCCGGGGUCGCAGCAGGAUGUAGUCCUGACAAGGAUCCUCGUAUUUCCUUUCUGCAUAAUGAAAGAGCCUUUGGAUUUACUAGAAGUGGUUCUUCCUCCUGUAUUUUUCAAUUCUUGGUCCCCUCCCAUCCCUCCCAUCCCUUGAAUGGACUCGGAAUUCUGUCCGCUACCUCCCCAAGAGGGAUUUGGGAAGCUUCUGUGGGCUCAUCACUUGAUUAGGUGACAGCUGUGAGUAAGAUAUCUGCUGCUAACGUGGUUGCUUCUCCCAGAGAGCACAUUGAGGUCCAGACAAAUCCAAACCUUGGCCCUAAAAAAAUGUGUGCUGUAAAGUUACUUGAUGUAUAUUUAUUAUAAUUAUUUAUGGUUGCAUUUAACAAACUUUUCAUUCAAUUUGAUGCUGUUUACACCAUUGCUGUGUAAAAGGAAGCUCACUACAGGAAAAACAAGUCGCACCAAUAAAUAACCUUCAUCUAAUUUUGAUUUAUCCUAA